Molecule: messenger RNA, 3939 nt
Organism: Mirounga angustirostris (Northern elephant seal)
Lineage: Eukaryota; Metazoa; Chordata; Mammalia; Carnivora; Phocidae
Gene: ALPI
Product: alkaline phosphatase, intestinal
Exons: 11
Coding region: 2332-3939 (535 amino acids)
Biological process (GO): dephosphorylation
Cellular component (GO): plasma membrane
Molecular function (GO): alkaline phosphatase activity
Source: RefSeq, a predicted model, not a curated record
UUUAGAAAUGCAGGAGAGGGGCUAGGGACUGAGCAGGGGUGUGGGGGGGAGGUGAGGCGGUUGUAAAGCCAUCUGUUCCUAUCCGUGGGGUUGGAGCUGUUCCGUAUCUCAACCACAGUGGUGUUUAUGAACCCACACACGUGACAAGAUAGUGUAGAACUUACACACCCACGCAAAUGAAGUACAUGUGAAGGCGGGGAGGAAUCCGAAUCGAAAUCUGAAAAUCUGUGGAUUGCACCAUUGGGGGAAAUUGGGCAGCAUACAGGGGAUCUCUGUAUUAUUUCUUCAACUGCAUGUGAGUCUAUAAGUUAUGUCAAAAAUUCCAGUUGAAAAAAGGUAUGGUGGGGAGCGCCCGGGUGGCUUAGCCGGUUAAGCGUCUGACUCUUAGUUUUGGCUCAAGUCAUGAUCUCAGAGUCUGAGAUGGAGCCCUCCGCUGGGCUCUGCACUGGGGGUGGAGCCUGCUUAAGAUUCUCUCUCUCCCUCUGCCCCUCCCCCUUCACUUGCGCAAGAAGCUCUCUUGCUUGCUCUCUCUCCCUCCCUCUCUAAAAAAAAAAUAAUAAUCCAAUUGAGAAAGGGUACGGGGAAUUUACUGGAAAGAAGACUAAUCUUGGAGUAACAAACCUUUCACCUACAGCCUGAUAAAACCAAUUAAUUAAUUAAGGACGUGCCCAGAAGUUAGUCUCCUCCGACCUUUAGCCAAGAAUUUCCCUAACACAGCAAGACAAUACAGGGGACAGAAGGAGCUAUGGGGGACAAUUCAGGGGCCAGGAAGGAUGCCUCCCAAGGCGAUACCUCUCCCCAGAUUUAGAGGACAGCCAGGUCAGUGUGCUUGGCGAGCUGCUUGAGCAGAGGGGGGCUGGGCAGGGAGACACUGGUGGCCAGGACAGUCGCCCUGGUUUUGGGGACCAAAUACACGGCUCAGGUGGUGAGGAGGCCAGAGCGCAGAAUGGAGCUACAUGGUCCGCUGGGGUGGGCGGAGCCGGGAGGAAGGUUUUUCUUCUUGGAAUAUUUUAAAAAUUGUGGUGAAAAGCACCACAUAAAAGUUACCAUCUGUGCAUUUGACAACUUCAGAUGCCUAGUCUAAGUAAAGUCACCCAGCGUUUGUGCUUCUGCCACUUAGCAUCAUGUCCUCAGGGUUCAUCCGUGGUGUACCGUGUGACAGGAUGCUCUCCCUUUUUAAGGCUGAAUAAUAUUCCAUUACGUGGAUGGACGGCAUCUUGUUUAUAGAUUCACCUGGUGAUGGACACUUGAGUUGCUUGGCCCUUUUGGCUACUGUGAACAAUGCUAUCAACAUGAGGGUGCAAAUAUCUCUUCUAGACCUUGCUUUGAAUUCUUUUGGAUAGACACCCAGAAAGUGCGAUGGCAGGAUUGGAGGAAGGCUUGUGAACCAGCCUGGCUACUGAAACCUCUUAGCCCCCUAACAGACGUUGCACCUGCGGGUAUGCAUGGCCCCUGGAGAGAAAAGACUCGCCCUGGGUUCUAUCUACGUGUCCAAGGGAGCAGAGAUCAAGCUCAUGUACACUGGGUCCCACCCCUCUCUGCCCCACAUGCACGCACACACGCGCACGCACGCGCACACCUACCCCACGAGGCCGACCCGGCUCUCAGUAUUCAAACACACAGACGAGGUUCCGCUCUGUCACCACCAGUCCCACCCUUUUCCACAGCACAAGAAGUCUGGGUCCAGGCUCCUGGGCGCGCUCUGAGCCCAACCCCUUCCCCACCUGCCCACGCCAAGCCCGGUCAGAAGGACCAGGCACCACAUGCCUCCUUUCCCCUUCUCUCGGGGCCUCAGAGCAUCAGGAAGCCAGACCCAGGCCCCUGGCCCAGGCUGCGUGUGUCCCACCCAGACGGAGCCUGCCCAAAGCUGGCUUUCAGCACUGAAAAAACGAGCUGAACGUAGGAGUAACGGUUCUCCCACCAGACUGUGAGCAAAGGGUUGGGACUGGCCCCUACGGGGACACGGCAAAUGCUCCUUCCCCAAAGGGGACGUGCCCCCCCAAUUCCCCGCGCUCCCUUGGGGUGACAGCUGGGAUUAUCCUGUGCUGGACAGACCUGCCCUCUCCAGGCCCCCUGCCCUGGGGCUCGCUCGGCCACACCCUGCCACUUCCCUUCUGCCCACAGGACUUCAAGUCACAGGGCAGGGCGGGGCCCGGGUGGCCACCGGGGGCAAGGGGAGGGACCCCGAGCCUUUUACAGCCCGGGGCCAAAGUCCUGGCCGGACCGAAGCCCCAGCGGCUCGUAGGGCAGCUGGUGCCCACGUUCUGGCGCCCCCGGGGCCCCAGCCUGCCCGGAGUCCUGGCCUCGCCGCCCCCCCGCCCUCCGACAGGCAUGCAGGGGCCCUGCCUGCUGCUGCUGCUGGGCCUGAGGCCGUGGCUGGCCCUUGGCGUCAUCCCAGUUGAGGAGCAGGACCCAGCCUUCUGGAACCGCCAGGCGGCCCAGGCCCUGGACGCUGCGAAGAAGCUGCAGCCCAUCCAGACGGCUGCUAAGAACCUCAUUCUCUUCUUGGGGGACGGGAUGGGGGUGCCCACAGUGACAGCCACUCGGAUCCUAAAGGGGCAAAUUAAUUACCAUCUGGGACCUGAGACACCCCUGGCCAUGGACCACUUUCCGUACCUGGCUCUGUCCAAGACAUACAACGUGGACAGACAGGUGCCAGACAGCGCAGGCACAGCCACGGCCUACCUGUGCGGGGUCAAGGCCAACUACCAGACCAUCGGCGUGAGCGCAGCCGCCCGCUUGAACCAGUGUAACACGACGCGUGGCAAUGAGGUCACUUCCGUGAUGAACCGGGCCAAGAAAGCAGGGAAGUCGGUGGGGGUGGUGACCACUACGAGAGUGCAGCAUGCCUCGCCAGCAGGCUCCUACGCACACGUAGUGAACCGCAACUGGUACUCGGACGCCGACAUGCCUGCCAAGGCGCGGGAGGAGGGAUGCCAGGACAUCGCCCAGCAGCUCAUCUCCAACAUGGACAUUAAUGUGAUCCUGGGCGGAGGCCGAAAGUACAUGUUCCCCAAGGGGACUCCAGACCCUGAGUAUCCAAGUGACGCCAAACAGAACGGAGUCAGGUUGGAUGGGCGGAACUUGGUGCACGAGUGGCAGGCCAAGUACCAGGGUGCCCAGUAUGUGUGGAAUCGCAAGGCGCUCCUGGAAGCAUCCCAGGACCCCUCUGUAACACACCUCAUGGGCCUCUUUGAGCCAGGAGACACCAAAUACGAGUUCCACCGAAACCAGACCCAGGACCCAUCCCUGAUGGAGAUGACAGAGGUGGCCGUGCGCGUGCUGAGCAGGAACCCCCGUGGCUUCUACCUCUUCGUGGAGGGAGGCCGCAUCGACCACGGUCAUCACGACGGCACGGCUUAUCUGGCACUGACCGAGGCCGUCAUGUUCGAUUCUGCCAUCGACAAGGCCAGCCAGAUCACAAGCGAGAAGGACACCCUGACCCUUGUCACCGCUGACCACUCUCACGUCUUCUCUUUUGGUGGCUACACACUGCGAGGGAGCUCCAUUUUCGGGCUGGCCCCCAGCAUAGCCCAAGACAACAAGACCUACACCUCCAUCCUUUACGGCAACGGCCCCGGCGCCAGCUUCGCGCUCACCGGGAACUCCCGGCCCAACGUCAACGACAGCCAGAGCACGGACCCCGCAUACAAGCAGCAGGCCGUGGCGCCCCUGCUCUCCGAGACCCACGGCGGCGAGGACGUGGCGGUGUUCGCGCGCGGCCCGCAGGCGCACCUGGUGCACGGCGUGCAGGAGCAGACCUUCGUGGCCCACGUCAUGGCCUUCGCCGCCUGCCUCGAGCCCUACACCGACUGCGGCCUGCAGCCCUCGGCCUCCCCCACCGACGCCGCGCUCCCCGGCCCGGCCGCUGCGCCGCCGUCGCUGCCGCUGCUGGCCGGGGCGCUGCUGCUGGGGCUGCUGGCGGGCGCCGCGCCCUGA